UAUAGUAAUUUAAUGCUUACAUUGUGCUAUGCUAAUAAUAUAUUGUAUAUUCAUUUGAUUUGUAAUCCACUCUGAGUCCCCUUCGGGGUGAGAAGAGCGGGAUAUAAAUGUAGUAAAUAAAUAGUAAAUAAAUAUUCGUUGUAAAGCAUGUCUAACAUAAUGGUUUUUGAAAUCUACAUUCACUUUCACUUUAUCAUACCCCAUAUAUCCGUGCCAACCGUAUCUCAGAUAAUGUCCCUCCAGUGUUAACAUCCUAGUAUCACUCAACAAAAACCAAUAUUUUAUCCAAACUAAACAGCAAGCUGCAAAAUACAGUUUUAGAUUAGGUGUGUUUAAUCCACCCCUUUCUUUUGCAUCUUGUAGCACCUUAAAUUUAAUUCUUAGCUUCUUUCCUUGCCAUAUAAAUUUAGAUAUAUUUUUUUCCAUUUUUUAAAUGGUUUACCUGUUGCUAUCACAGGUAUUGUUUGAAAAAGGAACAACAGUGUUGACAAUACAUUCAUUUUUAUCACAGAAGCGACAAUUGUACUUUAGCCCAUCUUAACAAAUCUUUUUAAAUAUCUGUCCAUAGGGUUUCUGUCAGGACUCAGCCUCCUCCUAAAGGGCCACACACAAUAAGUAGAGUUAACAAAUGUUUAUUAAAUGAUAUUUUAAACUUAGAAACACUUAACUUCAGUGUUCCCAAUAAAAGUAAAUGUUUCCUUGUUUCAAGAAAAGGCAAAAAAGCAGGAACAGAAAAUAAUCUGGAUUAUCUAGCCUGAUAAUCCGUCUUAACUUCAACCAAACAUUCACUGGAACUAAAGUCACGUCCCGCUAUGGCACAACGAGCCAAGCAAGAGUCAAACGCCCACCAGACAUGAGUGCAAACAAUGCAGUUGUCCAAAAGCCAAGACGAAUCCAGAAACCCAAAGAAAAGCCAACCGGGAGUAGCGAUGCCGUCAUCAGGAGCCAAGCCAAAUUCAGAAACCAACAGGGAAGCCAACCGGGAGUAGCAACGCCGUCGUCAGGAGCCAAGCCAAAUUCAGAAACGAACAGGGAAGCUAACCGGGAGUAGCAACGCCGUCGUCAGGAGCCAAGCCAAAUUCAGGAAGCCAACAAACGCCAAGCCAGGAACGAGCAACUCCGCCGUCAGGAGCCAAGCCAAAUUCAGGAACCAACAGGGAAGCCAACCGGGAGUAGCAAUGCCAUCGUCAGAAGCCAAACCACAUUCAGGAACCAAGGGGAAGCCAGGAAACGCCAAGCCAGGAACGAACGUUGUCGUCGUCAGGAACCAAACCAAAUUCAGGAACCAAGGGGAAGCCAGGAAACGCCAAGCCAGGAACGAACGUUGUCGUUGUCAGGAGCCAAACCGGAUUCAGGAACAUGAAGCUGUACAGCCAGGACCCAAGGAGAACAGGCAGCGACAAAGCAAUGUCCCAAAACGACACCUUGCCUUCUGCAAGGGAACACUACUUCCAACUCCACUUUUAACUUACACCUCGGAGUCCGAUGAUGAUGAGGCCUCCGCCCUGUCAUCAUUAUCUACAGCUGAUCUAGAUGUCAUAUGUGAACCUCGCCCAUCAUCCCUCCAGUCUUUCCAUCUUUGGUCAAGACUUAGAUCUCCCCAUGUCCCUGGUGUACCAGCAGUCCCCUGAAGCACCCUCAGAAACUGGCUCUGCACACACAUUUACUUGAGUCCAAUCUGCAGCAUCUUCCAUCUCACUCCCAGACCCAUAAUUCCCAGAAAAACCCUCAAAUGUUUCAUCCUCCAUAGGAGCAGUGAGUAUAUCCUGGAUCUUCUUCCUUUCCCUUUCCUCAUCUGACUCCUGCUCCCAAGUUGACCUUUUAGUUCCUCUACUUUCUGGUAAUCCAUCAUCUUCCAGCAUUGACUCCUCAUCACUAGAGAACCCUUCAAACGUUUCAUCCUCAGAAGGAGCCAUAAGUAUUUCCCGAACCUGCUUUGCUUGCUGUUCCUCAUCAAACACCUGCUCACCAUUAGCCCUUUUCUCCUACUAGCAGUUUCACCAGUAGUACCAUUACUGCCCCUUGGCCCAACUACAACAGUUUCAUAGUUAUUUUGGAACAGUAGACAGUUUUUAUUUGUCAGUAACACCUAGGUACUUUACCUUUUUUUCUAUUUUGAGAUCUAGUUGGUGAUCUUGAGCUAGUCACAUACUUUCAGCUCCAGAAAACCCCAUGAUAAGGUCACCUUUGGGUUGCCAUAAGUUAAAACAUUUGGAAAGCACACAACAACAAUCCAUGCUCAGUCAGUUAAGCAUUACAGUUUCGUCAAAUGAAUGAUAGAGAUAGGACUCAUUAUGCAGAAACAUGAGAGUUCUGUCUCCAUAAUCUGUUACUUGGAACCAUUACUGGAGAUUGGGGGACGGAGGAAGAGAAAAUCUUUAUUAAUGAGUGGAGCUAUCUCAGUGUUUGUCAUUAUCAGUCAGAGAUCUACUUCCCCAUUCAACUUUAAAUUGCCCCUCCCUGUCUUCAUUAGUGCUCCAGCUAUAUUUUAAUAGAUGGCAUUUGUAGUGGGGGCAUCUGAUCCAGGGCUUGGGUUAAAUAUAGCUCAGUCUAGUGUAAGGAGAACAUUUAAUGGGAAAUGGUUGGCAUUCUUUCUUUCCAAAGCUCAGAGUGCGAGAGACAGAGGAGCGAGACAUGCUCACAUAAACAUACCCAACCAGGGAGAGAGUGAACGGGAGCUAGCAAGCAAGCAAAGCACACGAGCAGAAAAGACAGUGGACAAGGGAUCGGCACCCUACACAACAGUGGAUUUGGACAGCUUUGCAGCCAGCAUGGUCAUGCUCAGCAGCGUUGCCUUGGGAUUUUAUCUUCAACUCCUUUUCUGCUUUGCUUUAUCUCAGAAUUCCUUUGUUGACAGUGUCUUCUCAAUACCUGCAGCCCUCCCUUGCCUGGACCAGAAGAAAAGAAUUAAUAAUCACAGAGCAUGCUCUCUCUUGGCCCUUCCUCCUCCACCACCACCACCUCCCCCUCCCCCAUUAUUUCCUCCACCAAACUUCAAGCAGGGAUGGAAUUCUAUGUUCUUAUCACUGGACAUGAAACAUUUGUGUCAAGAACUUCAGAUAAUACAGUCUCCAUGUAUAGAAUCUAUAUGCCCUCCAGGACCUCCUGGCCCCCAGGGCCCACAAGGUAUUCCUGGUAUGAGGGGACCAAAAGGGGCAAAAGGUGAAAUUGGCAGACCAGGAAGAAAGGGCAGCCCGGGUCCUCCAGGUGUCCCUGGAAUGCCUGGACCUAUUGGAUGGCCUGGUCCAGUAGGGCCUAGGGGUGAAAAGGGCGAUUUAGGUUUGAUGGGCUUGCCAGGUACAAGAGGACCAACGGGCUCUAAGGGUUACCCAGGAAGCAGAGGAGAAAAGGGAGCUCAAGGAGAGAAAGGUUUCAAAGGCAGCAAAGGUGACAAGGGAUACAUAGGUUUCCCUGGAAUGUUGGGACAAAAGGGAGAAAUGGGUCCAAAGGGGGAAUCUGGUGCGCCGGGGCACAGAGGACCAACAGGAAGACCAGGAAAACGAGGAAAACAAGGGCAAAAGGGAGACAUAGGACCUCCUGGAAUUGCAGGCCCACCUGGUCGACCCGGUCCACCUGGUCAGCCUGGUCCACCAGGAACUUCAGUAUCAGGGCAACUAACAAUGGGGCCAAAAGGGGAACGAGGGCUUCCUGGAUCUCCAGGGAAAUGUCUCUGCAACUCUCAGCCAAAUGUGAAUAACCCGCAUUAUGAGGAACCACUCUUUGGACAGGCGUUUUCAAAAGUUCCUGCAAUCUUUGUUGUAAAUAACCAAGAAGAGCUGGACCGGCUAAAUACAGAAAAUGCCCUAGCAUUUCGAAGAGAUCAAAGAUCUUUGUAUUUCAAAGACACUUUUGGGUGGCUUCCAAUCCAGCUUACCCGUCUCUAUUCUAUCGACUAUCCGGUUGAUGAUAGCAGCUCCAUCUGUGGAGAUGGGAUCAUCCAAGAUGGAGAAGAAUGCGAUGAUGGCAAUACUGUUGUGACUGAUAACUGUAUACGAUGUCGCCGUGCAUAUUGUGGAGACGGCUACCGACGGGAAGGUAUUGAAGACUGUGAUGGGCAAGACUUUGGCUAUUUAACCUGUAAAACAUAUCUCCCUGGGUCUUAUGGAAAGUUACGAUGCACUUCCUAUUGCUUUAUUGACUCUACAGACUGUCGAUAUUUUACAUGAAAACUGGGGCAGGAGGUGAGUAUCCUUCAUAUGACAUGGACAGAGCAGAAACUGUGUUAUCAUCAAACUACUCCUGGACAGUAGAUAAAUAGCAUUUCUCUGUGAUGAAACUACCGAUGUCAUGUUUAUCAGAGAUGCAUUUUUAGUCAAUUCACACACUGGAAAAAAAUAGGACUGCUGCAACCUGUCUUAGUAGAAUUACAACAGCAUUCAAUAUCAAGACUUACUUUUUCCAUGGCUGCUUACAGAACUUCCCCUGUGCAACAGGAACAAAACCAAACUACUGGAACAUUACUUUACUUCGAUACUGUUACUUCAGAAGAACACAACAAUACCUCAACUUAGCACUGUUAGUCCUACAAACAAGCUCUUCAAGGUUAUUUUUUAAAAAGACUUUCCAGUAUAAACACAAAGGAUAUACUCAUAAGGACUAUUUAAAGUGUUUUUUCUACAAUGUGAACUUUGUACAUGCUCUAGUUGCAUGAAAGGUGCAUUUAAAUUAGCGAGAAGCCCGCAGUUUGUCCAUAUUGACUUUCAACAACUUAAGCUACAAUCCAAACAUUCUAACAUUGAGGAUAAAUCCCAUUGGAUUCGCUUUGUGAGUGAUUAUGUCAAGGAAAUUAAUUAGUCAGCUUUGCUUGGAAAUAGAAUUUACUGGGGGAAAAAUCAAAGAUGUAAACAGAUAUUUAUUUAUAAUGAGAGUGACUUUUAUAGGAACAUACAAAUGGGAUUUGAUGCACAACAAAAAUGACAAGGU
Anolis carolinensis (green anole) is the source of this 4923-nucleotide messenger RNA. RefSeq names its product collagen like tail subunit of asymmetric acetylcholinesterase (gene colq). Lineage: Eukaryota; Metazoa; Chordata; Lepidosauria; Squamata; Anolidae. Bases 2496 to 4166 code for a protein of 556 amino acids. Gene Ontology annotation, biological process: extracellular matrix organization. Gene Ontology annotation, molecular function: extracellular matrix structural constituent conferring tensile strength. The record is from RefSeq and is a predicted model, not a curated record. The transcript is spliced from 17 exons.